AUGUCAUGGGAAAUGCAAUUAGAUCAAAGUUUAUUAGAAGAUUUAUAUCUAUGGAUUGAUAGUCUUUCUUUAUCCAGACCAAAACAAAGAAUUGAAAGAGACUUUUCUGAUGGUGUACUAGUUGCGGAAAUAGUUCAUUAUUAUUUACCAGAAUUUAUAGAUUUACAUAAUUAUACACCAGCAAACUCUUUGGGACAUAAAAGAUCAAAUUGGCAAACGUUAAAUAAAAAAUUUUUAUCAAAUUUAGGUCUUGAUUUAUCAGAUGUUAUAAUAAAUGGCCUUUCAAAUGGUAAACCAGGUCUUAUUGAAGUUCUUCUUUUUAAUUUAAGAUUAAAAAUAGAUGAACAAUUAGAAUUAAAAGAAAAAUCUCAACAACAAUCAUUACUAUCAUCUAUCGAUGAUAAAACAAAAUCUUAUGCAAAAGGAAAAUUGAUUAAUAAUUCAUUUAAACCUACCAAUAAAAAUAUUUCAAAUCUUAAUUAUGAAGAAAUAAAACAAGUUUAUUUUAAUCAAGAAGAACAGAUUGAAAUUCUUCAAGCAAAAGUUCGUCGACUUGAACAUGUUUUAAAAUUAAAAGAUAUUAGAAUUAAUCAAUUAUCAUCUUCUUGA
Rotaria socialis is the source of this 609-nucleotide messenger RNA. The record is from the annotation of a GenBank genome assembly. Lineage: Eukaryota; Metazoa; Rotifera; Eurotatoria; Philodinida; Philodinidae.